GGAAAGGCCGCCGCGGGAAUAUAAGUAGCGGCUCCGACCCACAGACGCCAGCCGGUGACGAUGGCUUUCUAUCUGAAGCUAGCGACCGCCUUGUGUCUCGCCGUCGCAGUCCCGCAGAGUGACCCGCGCGUGCCCUUUUCGGCGGUUUCCUACGCGGGGCGCGGCAGAGCGGUGCGCAGAGACCUCGGAGGAACUGUGUCCAUCCGGUGCCGAGCUGUUGUCGGAGCGAGCCCGAGGUCCCUGAGGCUGGUCAAGAGCGUCGGCGACGAGACCUUCACGCUCGCGGCCCGGGGCGCCUCGCCGAGAAAGGUCAUGGUCGACGCCGUCGUCGGCGGAAGACUUCGGUUCAGCGGGACGUUCCCGGACUCGGAGGCCGUCAUCGAGAACCUGAUCGCCGAAGACACGGGCCAGUACUGGUGCUUUUACUCGGGGCGCGAGCCUGGGUUCGACCUGUCCUUGGACCAGCGGGGAACCGGGUCGGUGCUCCUGGUGGUGGCGGCUGGCCCUCCUCCUUCUCAACAUUCACGCAAGUUUCCCAAAAGGGCUGCGGGGGGUGUAACGCAGGCUAGCUAAACGCGCCGCGGGCUAAACGCAUUUUAUUUGUAUUUCAUUUGCUGUUCCCGACGACGACGACGACGACGACGACAGGUACGGCGAGCUGGGGCGACGGCUUGGCGGCCCUGGUGGCGAACGUGACCUGCGUCGGCGCGCUGCUUCUGGGAACCGCCGUCGUCAUAGGGCUCCUCGCGUGGAUCAUCCACGAGACCCGGAUGUGCCGAACGGCCGAGCGCGCCCGGCGGCCCGACGACGCCGUUUACGAGGACAUGCGGCCGACCGUCGCGCCCUGAAGACGAAGCGAGGGAGCGAGCGGGCGGCCACUUCUCACCGUCGCUUUCGCGUGACGCGAAGGAGCACCCGGACCCUCGUGCGACACGUGUUUUCCACGUAAACGAGCACCCGUCCCCGUCGCUGCGACUUUGGAGUCCGUGUGCGUGCGUGCGUGCGUAUGUGUGUGAAAUAAAAUAAAAGGUUAAAACCAAUCUCCACGUGUCGUUGCCUUGUCGUGUAGCGUAUGGCACAAGAUUUGAGGGGCCGCUUGUGACAAUUUAAUUCGCGGUGGCCACCUCGGUUCGCGUACCCUCGGUCGGGGUUCGUGUGGCCGAUGACAUCGAUGUCGGUGACAUACUAACGAAUGCGCACGCGGAAACGGUCGCGUGCUACUCACGGAUCGCCUCGACGCCGGGAAGCGCUCUGCCGACAUGUCGACUUUCUACCUGAGCCUCGCGGCGGCGACCCUGUGCCUCUCCUGCGCGGCGGCCCCGCGCGGUCCCGGGCCCGACGAAGCGGUGUGGAGGGAGCCCGGAGAAGCCGUGACCGUCCGGUGCCGAUCUUCCCAUCCGAAGCCCGAGUACCUGAGUCUGAUGACGGGUCGCGGCGCCGGCGGCCGCGGCGACGUAAGGGUCCUGUUCAAAGACGACCAGCCGGGCGGCGGCACCGUCGCCCCCGAAUACCGAGGCAGACUUCGGUGCAGCGAAACGUUUCCGGACGUGGACGUCGUCAUCGACCCCGUGACUCCCGCCGACGCGGGACGGUACGAGUGUGUGUAUUUGAAAUACGAUCGCCAACGGCGACCCGUGGAGUUGCCGGGCACGGGGUCGGUGUUCCUGGUCGUGCCGCAGCCGUCGUCGCCGGGCGAGAGGUGUCGAGACGAGCGAUGGGAUGACACCCCCCCUACGACACUGGCGACCUGCGCCUUUGUUGUCCUGGUCGUCGUCGUCAUCGCGUGGUGCUUCGCGUGGACGCUCCUGAAGGCGUGCAGGAUGUCGAAGGAAGCGCUGCGGCGGUGGCGGCAGCGGCAGGAGAGGAAGAAGCUGCAGCGGUUCCCCCUCGACGACGUGUACGAGGACAUGAACGCGACGGUGGCGCGCUAGAGACAUCGGCCGACCGGGGCAGAGAGAGAGAGAGAGAGAGAGAGAGAGAGAGAGAGAGCGCGAGAGAGAAA
This is a messenger RNA of Pungitius pungitius (ninespine stickleback), 2002 nucleotides long. RefSeq lists its product as uncharacterized. Gene Ontology annotation, molecular function: signaling receptor activity. Gene Ontology annotation, biological process: adaptive immune response. The transcript has 5 exons. Bases 1260 to 1931 code for a protein of 223 amino acids. Gene Ontology annotation, cellular component: membrane. Lineage: Eukaryota; Metazoa; Chordata; Actinopteri; Perciformes; Gasterosteidae. The record is from RefSeq and is a predicted model, not a curated record.